UUUCAAUUUAAAUAGACUCAUCUCCGUUCUUCUGUGACGCUCCAGAAACCAAAAUAAAAUACAAUACUACAGGCAUUUAGGUUUGGCAGUAGAUUUUGAUAGGAAGAUAUGAAGUCGAUGCCAAAAUCUCCAUGCCAUACAUUACAUGCCUUUUGCUUUUGGUGCAUACACCUCUUGUGUUCGGUACAGCGAUCCACAGCUCAGACUACAGAUCCAUCUGAAGCGGCUACUCUAAACUCCAUCUUUCAGCAGUGGAACAUUUCUGCAACAUCUGAUUGGAAUAUAAGUGGGGAACUGUGUAGCGGGGUUGCCCGUACGGGAAUCGGCAAUGUGAACCCUAGGAUCGAAUGCCUAUGCACUUUCAACAAUGGAUCCACCUGUCGCAUAACGAGACUGAUAGUCUUUUAUCAGAAUGUUACAGGUCACAUUCCAGAAACCAUCGGGAAUCUGACUCACCUCAACUACCUGGAAUUGGGUGGAAACUAUUUAACAGGUUCCUUGCCUUCAUCUAUCGGCAACUUAAGGUCCAUGCUGUACAUGAGUGUUAGUACCAAUUUGUUGUCUGGAAGCAUCCCAAAGGAACUUGGAAAUCUUAGAAAUCUAACCAAUUUGCAAUUGGGUACCAAUUCUUUCAGUGGCUCACUCCCUCAAGAGAUGGGGACUUUGGUAAAUCUGAAAGUCAUUAACAUGCACAGUAUUGGUGUGAGUGGUCCAAUUCCUUCAACAUUUGCCAAUCUAGUAAACUUGGAGAGACUGUGGGCUUUUGAUAAUGAGCUCAAUGGCACGAUACCUGACUUCAUGGGGAAUUGGACCAAGAUUAAAAUUUUGAAACUGGAUGGAAAUGCUUUCCAAGGUCCAAUACCUUCCAGUCUUUCCAGUUUAGAAUCUCUAACUGAUUUGCAAAUUGGUGAAAUAACGAGCAGAAGUUCAUCUUUGGCAUUUAUCAAGGGAAUGAGGAACUUAACCACUUUAAUCGUGAGAAACAGUAAGAUUUCAGAUAGAAUUCCAUUCGACAUUGGAGAGUACCGAUCAUUACAGCAUCUGGAUUUGAGCUUUAACAAUUUAACUGGUGAAAUUCCAAGCUCGCUCUUCAAUAUGAAUUCCCUUUCUUCCUUGUUUCUCGGAAACAAUAGCCUGUUUGGUAACCUUCCUUCUGGUAAAAGCUCGUUGCUCCAGAACAUGAACUUGGUUGCUAACAACUUCGACAUCGAUAGUAAUAAUAACAGAUUCAGUACUUUUCCUUCGGGGUGGAAUUGUCUUCAGCAGGACUUUUCAUGCUAUCAGGAUUUUCUAACAGAUUCUUCAUUUGCAAUAAAUUGCGGCGGUGGUGAGUACACAUCGGGAGAUGGAAUGUCGUAUGAUAGUGAUGUCAAUGAUCUCGGUAUAGCAUCAUAUUAUCUGGUCAACACGACCAGGUUGGCUGUCAGUAAUGUUGGGGUCAGUGAUAACCUCCAAAGUGACAUGUACACUACAAACUCUAGAUCUCAGUUUACGAAUACUUUGGACCCAUACCUGUUUCAGACAACAAGGAUAUCACAAGGAUCGCUUAGAUACUACAAGCUUGGGCUUGUGAACGGACAAUAUAAAGUGACUCUGCAAUUCGCUGAGAUACUAGUUGGAACUGGGAUUACUCUGAAUGGCUUGGGAAGGCGUGUAUUCGACAUUUUUAUCCAGGGUAAUCUCCAAUUGAAAGAUUUUGAUAUAAAAAAGGAGGCAGGUGGAGUGGCUAAUAGUGCAAUUUUGAAGACUUUCAAGGUUAAUGUAUCUAAGAAUUUCAUUGAAAUCCAUCUCUUUAGGGCUGGAAAAGGGACUUAUUAUGUUGGGCCAUCCAUUUCAGCCAUCAACGUCACUCCAGAUUUCCCACCAACUUUGAGUAACCGUGCACCAACUUCUUGGGGAAAGAAGAACAAGACUGGUUUGAUUGUUGGGAUUGUAGUUGGUGCUGCUGCUUUGAUUUUUAUAUCCAUUUCUGCAAUAUUUUGGAAAAAAAGGAGCAGGGGCAUCCACGUAGAUGAAGAGCUUCUAGAGAUGGGUGCCAACCCAAACACUUUUACUUAUUCCGAACUGAGGACUGCUGCGGGAAAUUUCAGUCUGGAAAAUAAGUUGGGAGCGGGAGGAUUUGGGGCUGUUUAUAAGGGUACACUUUUAGAUGGAAGGACAGUGGCUACGAAGAAACUCUCUGUCGCAUCUCAUCAUGGAAAGAGUCAGUUUGUAACAGAGAUUGUUACCAUAUCAGCAGUGCAGCACCGGAACCUUGUGAAGUUGUAUGGAUGCUGCAUCGAGGGAGAUGAGCGGAUUUUGGUUUAUGAGUAUCUCGAAAACAAGAGCCUUGAUCAUGCACUCUACGGAGACAAUAAGUUGCAUCUAAAUUGGCCCACCCGCUACGGUAUAUGCUUAGGUACGGCACGAGGCCUCAGUUAUCUCCACGAGGAAUCGAGGCUCCGAAUCAUACAUAGAGAUGUCAAGGCCAGCAAUAUUUUGCUUGAUGCUGAUCUCAAUCCCAAGAUUUCAGAUUUUGGUUUGGCCAAACUAUAUGAUGAUAAGAAGACACACAUCAGCACACAGGUUGCAGGGACAUUUGGGUAUCUUGCACCGGAGUAUGCCUUGCGUGGGCAUCUAACAGAAAAGGCUGACGUGUUUGGAUUUGGGGUCGUCGUACUUGAGAUUCUUAGUGGAAGGCCAAAUACAGAUGCAAACUUGGAUCAAGAUAAGAUAUAUCUCCUCGAAUGGGCUUGGACUCUACGUGAAGCUAACCGUACAUUGGAACUGAUCGAUACGACACUGUCCGAAUUUGACAAAGGAGAAGCGCUAAGAAUGAUUGGAGUAGCUCUUUUGUGCACUCAAACAUCUCCAGUGCUACGCCCGCCCAUGUCCCGUGUGGUGGCCAUGCUCUCAGGCGACGUUGAAGUAAGCAAUGUCACAUUGCGGCCCAGCUACUUGACUUUGUGGCAAUUCGAUGAAUUAACCAACUCCCUGAAUGACUAUACGUCAAGAGAGUCUAUGGGAAUAAUAAUGGAAGGCCAAUGUGACAUGUCCAACAAUUCGAGCUGGUCUACUCCUGCGAAACGGCCGCCUCUGCCCACUCAGCCAUUUUUGCAAGAGAUCAUUGGAGAAAGACAGGGCUGAUCGACUUUUUUAAGCUCUGCAUGCAUUUCUUCGAGUUAUCCUCUCACUGCUUAUGAAUCUUUCUUUUAUUUGGAUGUUGAACAUAUCUUAUCACACAGUAUGUAUAUGUGUCAUAGUUCGAAAACCUAAAAACUCGACUCAACCCGAUGUCCACCCGGGUCGGGAUGACUCUACUACUUAGUUGAAUCUUAAAUUAAAAUAGUAUUAAAUGUUUUCAUUAUUAAAUAAUACAAGUAUCCUAAGCAAAUUGCAAGUGCA
Messenger RNA from Magnolia sinica, 3384 nucleotides. RefSeq names its product probable LRR receptor-like serine/threonine-protein kinase At1g56140. Bases 109 to 3126 code for a protein of 1005 amino acids. Gene Ontology annotation, biological process: protein phosphorylation. Gene Ontology annotation, molecular function: protein binding; ATP binding; protein kinase activity. NCBI's taxonomy places the organism in Eukaryota, Viridiplantae, Streptophyta, Magnoliopsida, Magnoliales, Magnoliaceae. The record is from RefSeq and is a predicted model, not a curated record. The transcript is spliced from 23 exons.